Molecule: messenger RNA, 1722 nt
Organism: Anguilla rostrata (American eel)
Lineage: Eukaryota; Metazoa; Chordata; Actinopteri; Anguilliformes; Anguillidae
Product: AN1-type zinc finger protein 2B-like
Exons: 4
Coding region: 171-413 (80 amino acids)
Source: RefSeq, a predicted model, not a curated record
CCCCGCUUCCUGAUUUCACCAGUCAAAGUUUUUCUUUUCGCCCAUAAGGCUGUGCUGCUGUGAUACAGGGGACUUGCUGACCCCUCUUUGAAACAAGUGUGAUCAAUGUAAAUCCGGGGGGGAAGGAGUUGCUCUCAGAAUUCAGCCAGCAUACGGUUGAUAUUUUAUUCAUGUGUCUAGCUGACACUUCGGUCCCUUAUAGGACUGAGGAGCAGGCUCUGCAGCGAGCCCUGGAGAUGUCCUUGGCGGAGUCGUCUCACAGGUCCCCGCCAUCGCUAAGUCCUCAGGAGCAGGAGGAUCUGGCCCUGGCUCAGGCUAUCGCUGCCAGUGAGGAGGAGUACAGACAGCAGCAGCUGAGACAGCAGGGGUCACGGGGAAGGGGAUCCAAACCGUCCACCUGCUGCUUGUCUUGACCUCUGACCUCUCUCUGAGCUCAGACCACCUGGUGUCUAGCGAAGCCUGCUAGUACUCAGCCAGCCAAUGUCUGUCUUCCCACUUCAGGAAAGUCGAACGUCAGGGUUCUUGUUAUCGCCUCAGCACAACUGAGAGAUGCAUCGUGUCCAAUUUGUUCUUGUGUCGUACAGCUACAUUGCUGCGUGCUCUUUUAUUAUAACCAAUGGCUGUGUGUGUGCUUGUGUGUGUGUGUGUGUGUGUAUGUGUGUAUGUGUGUAGGCAAACAGGCCAAACGGACAAACAGAUUAUUUGCAGAAGCAAGUUUACUCUUUAAAAAAAGAAAAAGCUCCUGUCUCCAGCCUGGGCACUGCCAUUUUCAGUUCUCGCCUUUUCCUUUUCUUGGUCAUAUGCCACCUUUUACUUUUCUUGGUUUUUUUCAGUCUUAAUCACGAAAGUUUAAGUGUGGUUCCAUUAAAUUUGCAUGUCCCCUUGAAGGCAUACUAUGCAGGAUUUUUACUUCGAAAAUAUUGGAAAAUUGCCAUGCUCAGUCAAGUCAACCAUGCACAGUCUUUGCGCACAUUUGCUGAAUCCUUGCCCCUCCGAGUGUGAUGCUCUUUCCUGUGUGUGGGGAGGGGAGGGGUGGCGCUGGCUGCAGAGCCUGUGAGGGGGGGGGGGGGGGAGCAGGUUUCUGCGGAGCGUUUGAAGCUGGCUAGCUACUGUAGUGCCGGAGGCGAAGAAGCACAAGCACAAGGAGGCCAAACAACAAGCCGCCGGAGCUCGUUCAGAAACCGUACUCAGCCUUGGAAUUCCUUUUCCUCGGAUGGUGACAACUGAAGUUCACCAAGGGGAUGUGAAUUGGUAACGUUACCUCUAGCUAUCUCUGUAGCUACGCCUGCUGCGCUCAAGCGGCAUUUUUUGGAAGUGAGUGGGUGGGGUUGAGGAUGGAGGAGGAUACGUCUUUGAUCAUGAACAGGACCACAACAAGGCUAAAAUUCCUGCAUAGUAUGUUUUUAAACUGGCUAAGUGCAUUUUAUUGAGUCUAGGGGAAUGCUGUUGCAUUUAAAUUGUACUUGUCCUUUAAAAUACUUUCUUUUAAAAUUGAAAGCUCUUUAAUUAGUGCUUCAUUUAAGCGUGUUUUAAAAUUGAGAUGAAUCAUGAUUAAUCACAACAAACCCUGCAACUUAACAUUGUUUUAUUGAUUGACAGUGACAUAUAUUCAUAAAUACAUACUAUAUUUGAUAUUUACCAUGUUAGUCAUGACUUGAAUUGCUUCAGAAAGACAUUAUUUGUAAAUAAUGAAGUGAAAAUGUUUUAUUUGCAUAAAAAUAU